Mycena citricolor is the source of this 3366-nucleotide messenger RNA. The record is from the annotation of a GenBank genome assembly. NCBI's taxonomy places the organism in Eukaryota, Fungi, Basidiomycota, Agaricomycetes, Agaricales, Mycenaceae.
AUUAAGCACGAUGGGGGAACGGUGGCGCCGUCCAAUGAGUGCCUGAUUGAGGUCGCGGUACGUAGCGGGAUUGAGUACAUGGUGCUCUCCUCGGCACUCGCUCGCGUUCGAUUGAGUUCCCCAGUCGGGCAACACGGUCUAGACUUGGUCAUGAAUCCUGAUUUAAUAGCAUCCGUGCGAGAAAGGGCCGAGGCUGAAUGUUGUUUUGGAUUCCAGUCACGGAGGUCCGGGGUCGCGGGUCAAGAGGCACCGAUUUGGCUGAGUCAGCAGAUAGUUCUUCACCUCACGAUCCAUCGUCCUGCCCAAAGCCAAUCCAAAUCCAACUCUAAUCCGCUAUUCGCAAAUGAAGCCUUUGUUGGAUAGAUGUCAGGACGCGAAGAAGGAUGACGAGGGAUCUCAGUUGGGGAUUUAGCAUCGCGACACGUGGGGGCGGCAUUUCAUCCGCGUUUUUUGCGAAAUCGUAACGAGUGCUCGUGCGGGGCUAUUUAGGCCAGCGUAGGCUUGACAACCCCCUUUCCUCCCCCCCGUCGCGCUUUCCCUUGUACAUUAAGACGGAUCGGCUCCGGUCUUACACUUUCGUUCCCCCGCCACUGUCUCCCGCCUUGUCGCUUUGCAUCCACUACCCGCGCCACCUGCACACUUCGCGGCCUAUUAUCUACCUUCGUUCCCAUUUGAAACUGCGACAUCCCCAUGGCGUCUUCUACAUCUAUCGCCAACCUGAAUCGCAUCCGGCGCAAGCCUGCACCGAGCAUUCCCGCCGACCUCGCGCAGAUUGCGGAUGACGAACACGCCAGCGUCUUUGACUGUUUCGCUACACCUCAGAAGCGACACUCGUUUACGCUCUAUCCUGCUGUACUGCCUGACACGGCGUCCAUCGCGCCCUCGGUCUCUCACCGCUCGCACUCUUCGACAGAUUUCAGCUUCGAGACCCACCUGCACGGGACCUCGCCCUCGCGAGCCGGUUCCCCACACUACGUAACACGACGGCGGGCUGAAUCCACCGCGCCUCUGCACACGGAUCUGCCGUCCUGCCCGCCAUCUACAGAGACUCCGGCAUUCCCCGCGCCGCGCCCCAGUUUUCUCUCCCGACUCAAUCUCUUUUCGGCCGCCGCGGCCGCGACGACGACGCCGGCACCAGUCAGAGUGCGCAAAGACACGAUCUCGGCGCCUCGCUCGACCUCGCUCGCGUCGCUUCCUGCGGGGAUGGUCCCACCGGAGCUCGCUGCGCUCUCUGGUCGGCCGCCCAUCGCGAUGCGCGAGCUGAAGCUGCCUGUGCCGGCUCGGUCAGGAUCGAGAUCAUCCUCGGCCUCGGAUUUGACUCGGGCGUCGUCCAGUGACGACUCGGCAGAAUUCGAUACGGAUGUGACCUCGCCGCCCACUUCACCGACCUCGCCGUUGUCGCUGGUGCCGAAACACCCCUGCGACGACGGACUCCCCACGCUCAACUUUCUGCCACCGACGCCACCGAGUGGGUUCAUUGGAGCAAGGCGGAGCGUUAUUCGCAAGCCCAGUGCUUUGUCGCAGCCUGAAAUGGUACAAUCUUCUGCGUCGAUUAGCGAGCAACUCCCAUCCUCAACUAUGACCCUGCCUCAAGCGUCACUCCCCGUCCGGUCUAUCUCUCUCCCUCAUCUCAUGGCUACUCCGUCUCAUCUUUCAGCUUCCGCUUCGUCGACUAGAAGUAGCAAACACGGAAAACGUAAGCCCGCGCCCCUGCCGGCGCUUUCUACCCCGACGAAGGAAUCGCUCGUUUCUGCCCUCUCACGAGAAGUUGUCGAUUCGCGGGGUGUCAGGAUUCCGUUCGGGCAAUUACUCGGGCUGGACGAGGUCGGUGAUGGUGUCAAUGUGCAGAUCGAAGAGGGGAGCUCGACGAGAGGGAAUGGCAAGCACAUUCAUCGGACGCUCGUGAUCUUUCUGCGGCACUUCUGGUGCCCGUUGUGCACCGACUACGUUGCCGCGCUCGCUGGCGGCGUCCGGAAAGUUGCGGAGGAUGAAGCUUGUUCGUGUAAGAAGCCUGGUGCGUUGGGGGUAUCGAAUUCCGAAGCGUACCUUGCGAGUGUCGUGCGAUUCAGCCUCUCGGCCGAGGGUAGAUCCGACUGUGGGGAAGGGGCAUCAAGUGAAGGGACGAACGCCGAAGGGAACGCCCAUUGGGCUGCCAAGGCCUGUGGUGGCAUUUUCGGCAAGGAACGGUUAGGUUCUGACGAAGAAACGGCGCAGACACACAUAGUUUUGAUCGCACCCGGUGCUCAUACCAUUGCCAAGCGAUGGUUGCAGUCGUUCGACUUUCCCCAAGCUGCCGUACAAAGUGUUCGGCUUUUCGUGGAUCCGCGACCUGCGGAGGGUCUUUAUGCGGCGCUCGGUAUGGGCUGGGCUGAUGUUAGCAUGAACCCGGACCCAGAAGCGGACCCCGAGAGUUACAUCACGCAUGGGCUCAUGGGCGGUGUCGGUGCUGUGGUCAUGCGAGCGGUGCGCGCUGGCGUCCCGCUCUGGGCGAAAGGUGGAGAUAUCGGCCUUCUGGGCGGCGAGUUUGCGUUUGAGUGUGUGCAGACUAGUCCCCCGACUUUGCGGUGUGUAUAUGCCCAUCGCAUGCAGAGUCCUCGGGGCCAUGCUGCUGUCGAGACGGUGCUCUCGAAAGUGGGCGUCAGUGUUUCGCCAGAGGAGAAACUACCCCGGUCCAUGGCUGCACGGAAUCUCAGCACGUCGUCGCUCCCUCGGUCUAGUUCGAGUGGAUUGCUGAGAACAUUGCUCGGUUCUUCGACUUCGACGUCUUCUUUCACGCCUGAAAUCGACGUGCCUCGCUCCUCGUCUGCUGGAACCGGCGGACGAGGCUUUUUAGCCCGACUUGCGUUGAAGAGUGGUGGAGGAUUGAGGAUGGCCCGGUCGUUCUCGUCGCCCGCUGGAAGACCGCUCGUCCAGCCGCAGCAGCCGCAGCAGCAGCAACAACAACAACAUUCGAAGACAGUCAGUGUGAUCUGGGAGGAGCCAGACGGCGAGCUAACGAGAUCCAAAUCACGGGUUCCCGCCAUCCCGCCGACGCUCUCCACCUCGUCGUCCCGGCCCUGGGCGAGUGACUCGAUGGAGGAAUUCCCGUGCGAAAACGAGUCGGACGAGGCAUCCCACGGGCACAACGAUGGUUGGGAGCACGUGUGGAUGCGCGCCCGGGCGAGAAGUCUGGCGCGGCUGAAGGCGAGGAAGGAUGCGAGAAGAGGAGUCCAGAUGUGACGUUGUAUUAUAUUUCGAGUUGUAGCGAACAUCCUAUCUAUGUAUUAUAUUCCUAUGGUAUUCUGUACUAUUGCCUAUUAUCUAUACGCCAAGUGGCUCUUCAAUUUCUAUUUACCCCGAGGUUAAUCUAUUCCCACGUUCUUUGAA